AUGGCUGAGAAGAUUGAGGAAGAGAAAGCUCCAAGCUCUCCAGAGAACCUGACGUGUCCACUAUGUCUUGAUAUCUUUGACGAGGCAACAAUCCUGACUUCAUGCGGUCACACCUUCUGUCGGAAAUGUCUCAAGAACUAUGACCUGUCCCACCAGGACCUUGAUCACAUGAUCUGUCCUCUCUGCAGGAAUACCACCAAGUUGACUGCGAACCGUGUCGAUGAUUUCCUCACCAAUGUGACGGUCAACGGACUCGUAGACAAUUACCAUGCCAAGUGUGGAGGGAUGAACGCUGUCCUUGAGAUGCGUCCAAAAUGCACUGCAUGCAAGUUUCAUGAAGAUGCUGUCUCAUUCUGUAAAACGUGUAAUUUCUAUAUGUGCACUAAUUGCGACUGCAGCCAUAAGCAGCUGACAUCACUCUUUGAAGGUCAUGAGAUUGUAUCCAUACAGGAUAUCAUCAACGGGAAGGUCAGCAUUGGUCAUUUAUCUGAGAAGUGCUCCAUCCACAAACAAGAGAACAAAGAUAUGUUUUGUGAGGAAUGUAAGGUCCACGUCUGUUUCAAGUGCGUGAUCGUCGGUCAUCAAAAUCACAAAAUCAAGAAUCAGGCUGAUUUCGAGCAGGAGUUACGGAUUAAGGUGAACGACCUAGUUCAGCGUUGUGCCACUAAAAAAUCAGAACUGGAGAAGAACAUUCAGAAUGUGGAAGUACAACGCCAUGAAGUAUACACUGCCGUGCAGAGACUCCUGGACGAUAUCAGUCAAGCCUACAGCAUCAAGGCAAAAAAGCUUGAAGAAAAUCAUCGUAAUCUCAUCGAGAGCAUCAAUGCAGUAAAGCGGAGUUUCGAUGACGACCUCAACGUCUUGAAAUCCAACGAUCGAAAGAGGAAUAAGAGUAUGUCUAGUUCAAUAGCACUGGUAGAUAAUGACAGACUGGGUCGUCUUGAGACACACAGUCUGUCUGCUCAUACCUUGCUCUGUGAGGAGCUGGAUGCCAUGCUAAAGGAGGCUACUGAUCACACUUCUGCGGCAGCCAUUACAAAGAAAGCACAGGAGAAGAGGUUCAAGCCUGCAGAUGAUACUCGUCUUGACCUCGGGAGCAUCACAGAAUCAGUUCCCAAAUUGCAAGUCAUUCAGUGUGUUGAUCUAUGGAGACCGAUGUGGGGUAUGACCCCGUACUCUGAUGACAGUGUAGCUAUCGGAUAUGGUAAUACACAUGGUAUAGCUAUCAUUGAUUCAGCUGGUAAUCAAGAGCAGUAUGCAAACAUACCAAGUAACAUAAGGUCUCAUGAUCUUGUGUUUCAACAAGACAGGUCGAUAUGUAUAUCGACGAGUAGCACUGAAGCACACGUAUAUUCUCCCAAUGGAUCCAGGAAAUCAACCAUCCGAAUUAAAGGCAAUAUGUAUCAUCUCAAACUAAACAGAAGUCCAUCAGAUGAAAUCCUCAUCUCUAACACUGACAAGCAAGUCUAUAUCUAUGACCCGACUGGAUCCACUCUCAAACACACUAUUCCAACAAAACACAACACGGUGAGGCAGGUGUCUUCUACCAGGUCGGGUUUGAUUGUCACGAGCUCAUGUACCAGCAAUCCACGCGUGGUGACAGUCUAUGACAGGGAUGGGAAUGCUGGUAAGUCUCUACAAGCUCUAGACGACGAUGUCUCCCUGUAUGCUGCCGUGGAUGAGCAGGACAGGGUGUAUGUAGCGAGUUUUUAUCGUGAGAAUGAUAACGUGGUGAUCAGGCUCUAUGACCUUGAUGGUCUGAACCUGAAGGAGAGAGUUGAGUUCAAUGUACUUAAUCUGACGCUUAACGGUGGUUGGUGUUACUUGGUUUCCCUCUCCCCAGAUUUGCUCGUGUUUGCUUGUGGCACGAAGUUGUAUUUUAUCAAGGUAUCACUGUAA
Molecule: messenger RNA, 1899 nt
Organism: Strongylocentrotus purpuratus (purple sea urchin)
Lineage: Eukaryota; Metazoa; Echinodermata; Echinoidea; Camarodonta; Strongylocentrotidae
Product: E3 ubiquitin-protein ligase TRIM71-like
Exons: 2
Coding region: 1-1899 (632 amino acids)
Biological process (GO): positive regulation of DNA-templated transcription
Cellular component (GO): nucleoplasm; chromatin
Molecular function (GO): ubiquitin-protein transferase activity; protein binding; zinc ion binding
Source: RefSeq, a predicted model, not a curated record